GUUAAUUUGUAGGCUCUUGUUUGGUGCCUUUUUGUAUGUAUGUUCUAACCUGCUAUAGGAAACCAUGCCUAGUCUUGAUUAUACUCAUCCUCGUGAAUUCGGUCCCGGUUCUCGUACUUGCCGUGCUUGUGGCAACCGUCGUGGACUUAUUCGUAAGUAUGGCCUUAUGCUCUGCAGACGCUGCUUCCGUGAGCAGGCUCCCAAGAUUGGAUUUAUGCAUUAUCACUAAAUCUAUGGCGUGAGUAAUGAACACUCUACAAAUG
Messenger RNA from Blastocystis hominis, 263 nucleotides. RefSeq lists its product as hypothetical. The record is from RefSeq and is a predicted model, not a curated record. The coding region runs from base 36 to 242 and encodes 68 amino acids. The transcript is spliced from 3 exons. NCBI's taxonomy places the organism in Eukaryota, Bigyra, Opalinata, Blastocystidae.